Molecule: messenger RNA, 1729 nt
Organism: Paramuricea clavata
Lineage: Eukaryota; Metazoa; Cnidaria; Anthozoa; Malacalcyonacea; Plexauridae
Source: the annotation of a GenBank genome assembly
CGGGCUGAUGUCACCAAAUGCAAAAUAAUUUCAGGUUUAGCAAUAACAAAGCUGAGUAUUUUAGUCAAAUAUGUAAGAAGACAACCAUGCCACUCUACGAUGAAUUAUGUGUCUAUAUUAAGUACUGUUGGUCACUUUCAGGAAACAUAUCAAACAUUAGACCAUGCACGGGCUUUACGACCAAUUCAGUUUGACAGCAAUAGUAUUCUAUCUAAAUAGCAGUUAAAAUCAAGUGUACAGCACCCGAACUGUUCAAUAUCAGUUGCUUCUAAAUCCAUAAAACAUUUACAUAUUAUGCAAAUACUGUAUCCGGUGCCGCACACUUUAUUUUAACUACUACAAUAGAUAGAAUACCAUUGUUGUCAAAUUGAAUUGGUCCUAAAGCCCGUGGUUUGACAGUAAAAUACGCGUCACAAAUUUCAGUUAUAUCAAUAGUAGUUUUUCGUAAUGCCAAUUAAUUUCUUGAUUACGAAAGUAAGAAACUUAAAACAAAGACAAACAACACUGACCUCUAUAGAAAUUGGAACGCGACUAUGAAAUUAGUAAGGCCUGUUUUAAACGUUGCAUUUUGCAUGUGUCGAAUUCAGUGACAUGCAAUGGCUUGAAUUAUGUACAUGUAACUAUUAAAUUUAGAUAAAUAUUAAAUUAUAGAUAACAUUUAAAGAUGCGGUAAAGUCCGUUCUGCGCAUAUAUUCUGCGCAUCAAAACAUUCCAUCAGUGGGGGAGCAACCUUUGGAAUGUUGUUAAUAUUUCGCCCCUUCCGAACUUUCUUGAAUUGAAUCUCUAGUCUGUAUUCAUUUACAAGCAUAACGAACCAGAAAAGUGUUAAAAUUCAGUAUAAUAUAUAUAUCUAAUCGUAUUUUACAACUGUAGCACUGAGUUCAAAAUGUAAACAAAGCGUUUGUUUACAUUACGGACUUUACAUCACCUUUAAAAAUUAUAGUUUUUAAUAAAUUUCCUUUUGUACAGUCUUUACUUGAACUAAGAAGACACAAAUGGCCCUUGUUUAAAAGAGAAAAGAACAGGCUUUAAAGUGAGACCUCAUAUUUCUAAAAUUGUUAAGAACAGAAGGUGUAUAUUCUGUCUUUUAUAUUGUAAUCAGGAAUUUUACAUCUUUUUUAUAGACCUUGCAAAGAAAUUGAAAAUACUUCCAGUGACAUGCACAGCUUUAAGAAAAAUCGAUAGAAGUCUUCCAAGUGCGGUAUAUAAGAUCAAACCAAUUAAUGCAGAUGCACCUUUUAGAGUAUACUGUGAUAUGAUCUCCAAGAAUGGAAUCGGUGUGACUGACAUUGGGCACGACAGCGAAUCAAGAACAUUUGUAAAAGAUUAUUCGGAUGCAAACAGGAAGAUAACGUAUAUAUUAUCCAUGAAACAAAUUGUUGCAGUUAUCAAGAUGUCUGUCCAUUGUGAACAGUUCAUAAAAUAUGAAUGCCAUCAUAGCGUGUUCAAUAUUGGUAGUCGUGCAUGGUGGAAGUCUCGACAAGGUUCAAAGAUGAAUUACUGGGGUGGUGCGGCAGUCAACAGUGGAAAAUGUGCAUGUGGAAUGACCAACAGCUGUGAUGGUGGAGGAAAAUGUAAUUGUAACAAGAAUGACGCAAAGUGGCGAGAAGACGGUGGCUUGUUAACAGAUAAAAACACGUUGCCUGUAAUUGAGCUACAAUUUCACGAUUUAGGAGGCAGCAGUGAAUUCGGUUACUAUACCCUUGGGAAAUUGCGGUGUUGGGGAUAA